Messenger RNA from Spirometra erinaceieuropaei, 429 nucleotides. The record is from the annotation of a GenBank genome assembly. NCBI's taxonomy places the organism in Eukaryota, Metazoa, Platyhelminthes, Cestoda, Diphyllobothriidea, Diphyllobothriidae.
AUGUUCUAUGCCAUGCUAAUGGACGCCUACCAUAACGAACGCCUCGGGGUCUGCGUCGCCCACAGAAUAGACGACCAAUUCCUAAAUCGUUGGCGGAUGCACUACCAGUUGCGUGUAUCAGCAGCUAUCGUCCAUAAACGUUUCGUUUCCGAUGAUUACGCUCUCAAUGGGGACAUACAAAGGAGCAUGAACCGCUUCUCCGACUGCUACAACUUCGGGCUGAUAAUCGGCACGGAGAAGACGGUGGUCAUGCACCAGCCGCCACCCAACGCAGCCGACAAUGUUCCUCAAUUCAACGUGAGCGACACCCAACUGCAAGCCGUCGACACCUUCACCUACCUGGGCAGCGCCCUCUCUAGCAGCAUUAAAAUCGAUGACGAGAUGGCCCGCUGGAUCUCCAAAGCUAACCAAGCCUUCGGUCGCAUCUAG